CAGGUUCACGUCCAAGUCAAUGGUCUCGAUUGAUGUAUGGAUGGCCAGUCAGAUCGAGCGGAUUAAGCAGCAAUGGCCUGUCUGCUUCUUCUUAAAAGCUGCCUGUUGCCACUGGGCCGGCUGCUCCCAACUAUUUGACUGUUGUCACUUGCAGCUUUGAUAUAUACCAUCUUUGAAUACGACACUGCUCUACCAAGGAUAUCUAGUAGCUCUUUGUAGACAAGAUGUCGAGCGUUGGAGAAGGAAUUCGAAAGGUGCAGGAGACCCUCCAGGGUCUGUAUCCUCAUGAUAAGAAGCUGGCAGACCUUGCAAAGGAUACCACGGACAUCCAUACUGCCGGCUCAAUCACCACGGACCACGGAACAAAGGUCGAGAAUACAGAUGAAUGGCUAAAGGCAUCCGAUAGCUCAAAGUCGGGGCCGUCUAUGCUCGAGGAUCAGAUUGCCCGAGAAAAGAUCCACCGCUUUGAUCACGAAAGGAUUCCCGAACGAGUUGUGCAUGCUCGGGGAACUGGUGCAUUUGGGCAUUUCAAGCUCUUUGAGAGUGCUGCAGAUGUCACUUCGGCCGGAGUCUUGACUGACACGUCUCGCACUACACCUGUCUUUGCUCGAUUUUCUACCGUCCAGGGAAGUAGAGGAAGUGCAGAUACCGUUAGAGAUGUCUGUGGAUUUGCGGUCAAGUUCUACACUGAUGAAGGAAAUUGGGAUCUCGUGGGAAACAAUAUCCCCGUCUUCUUCAUCCAGGAUGCCAUCAAGUUCCCGGACUUUGGUAUGCACUCCUUUUCUCCAUUUACCUUGUACACAUAUACUAAGAUCCUGCCUAGUGCACGCCGUUAAACCGGAACCUCAUAAUGAAGUCCCUCAAGGCCAAACUGCCCAUAACAACUUCUGGGACUUUGUCUUCCUACACCCCGAGGCUACUCACAUGUUCAUGUGGGCCAUGUCUGAUAGAGGUAUUCCACGUUCAUACCGUAUGAUGCAAGGAUUCGGAGUCAAUACCUUUGUUCUCAUCAACAAAGAAGGAAAACGCCAUUUCGUCAAGUUCCACUGGACUCCAGAACUCGGUGUUCAUUCACUUGUCUGGGAUGAAGCCCUCAAAAUCGGUGGUCAAGAUCCUGACUUCCACAGAAAGGAUCUGAUGGAAGCCAUUGAUAACAAGGCCUAUCCCAAGUGGAAACUUGGUAUUCAAGUCAUCCCUGAUGAUAAAGAGCAUGAUUUCGACUUUGACAUCCUCGAUGCAACCAAGAUCUGGCCUGAAGACUUAAUCCCUGUUAGAUAUAUCGGUGAGAUGGAACUGAACCGAAACAUUGACGAGUUCUUCCCUCAGACAGAGCAGGUUGCCUUCUGUACCGGCCAUGUUGUCCCAGGCAUUGAUUUCUCAAAUGAUCCUCUCUUACAGGGCAGAAACUUCUCUUACUUUGACACUCAACUCUCGCGUCUCGGAACGAACUGGGAGGAGCUGCCUAUCAACCGUCCUGUCUGCCCAGUCAUGAACCACAACCGAGACGGACAGAUGCGCCACAAGAUCACUCAGGGUACCGUCAACUACUGGCCAAAUAGAUUUGAAGCAUGCCCUCCAGCCAAGGUCGGGGAAGGAUUCCACUCUUUCCCUGAAAAGAUAAUGAGUAUCAAGCAGCGAACUCUCAGCAAGAAGUUCCGCGAACACAUCAACCAAGCUCAGCUUUUCUACAACUCUCUAACUCCAUACGAGAAGAAACAUGUUCAGAAUGCCCUUGCCUUCGAACUGGAUCACUGCGACGACCCAACCGUUUAUACCCGCGUAGUCAAACGUCUGGCUGAAAUUGACCUCCCCCUCGCACAGGCUGUGGCACCUCUUGUCGGGGCAGAAACUCCCCAAUCUUCGCCCCGUCCUAACCCGGGCCUGAAAACAAUCAAUCUAAGCCAGGCAGAGAUUAACCAGACCCAUCCCCAGACUGGCAGUGGUACACCAACCAUCAAAUCCUGCCGUGUCGCCAUUUUGAUCGGAGACGGCUACGACCCGGUAGCAUUCAUUUCGGCCAAAACAGCAAUCAAGGCUGCCGGAGCCCUACCAUUCGUCGUUGGGACUAAACGCCAGCCUAUCUUCGCUGCACACCAGCAUAAAGAAACAGAUAAGGGCGUCGUACCUGAUCACCAAUACGAUGGUGCGCGCUCGACCUUGUUUGAUGCCACUUUUGUUCCUGGCGGUGAACAUAUUCGCAUCCUAAGCAAGAUCGGCCAGAUCAGAUACUGGAUUGCUGAAUCAUUUGGUCAUUUGAAAGCCAUCGGCGCCACUGGUGAUGCAGUCAAUCUAGUUGCUCAGGUGCUAGGCACAGACGUGCCGCAGCUCGAAUUUGCGGAUUCUUCUUCGGCCGGGGUCGUGGAGAGCUAUGGUGUGGUUACCAGCUGUAAGUUGCAUGAACCGGAGAGCCUGACGGAAGGAAUCAAGAUAUUCAAGGAGGCCAAUGAUUUCUUGGGCAAAUUUUUCUACCAUAUCUCUCGUCACAGGAAUUACGAGAGGGAACUUGAUGGGCUGGCAUCUUCGCUUGCUUGGUAAGGAUGAGCUUCAGAUAUUGAGGAUUGUCUAGUUCUUUAUCUACUACUUAUUUAACCUAUCUAUGAUCAUUUUGUGGGGAGAAAAUUAAUAUGAAAUAAUAAUUCUUUUUCAGCAUCGAUCAUGAAAGUGGAAGGUGAAGAGAGGUGGGAUAUAUUUAAUUGCCUAAUUAUAAGUAGAUAUCUGGAGAUUAGGUUCACAUCUAUAGGAGACAUAUUCCAACUAUCACUGGAGAGGAAGGUAAUGGAAGGCUUCCUUACUGCCUGAACCAUCACAACUGGGGUUCAUAGUAGUCUAUGUGAAUGAUAAGGCCGUUCCACCUAUAUGUGUAAUCUAUCAGAAAAGGCACGAAGUAAGCCCACACUCUACUUAUAUCGGAGGUAAUGAUACCCUAUACACCUAGAAUAAUAAUAAGGAACUCAUCGUAUUAACAAUAGGUAUCUAAUAUGUAUAUAUCGAGUUUGCCAACAGUUCUUCCAGUCCCCUAUCUAUCUAGUAGGGUCUGGAUAUCAAUGUCUAGCGCUUAGCUAAUUAGCAGGAUGAAAGCCCUAGCUAACGGCAUAGGUAUAGAGUACCAUCCUUACAUCCAGCAUAUGCGUAUCUCCAGCCUUAAGGGGGUAUGUCCUCUUUCGUAGUGAGGGGUGGUGAGGGCAGUGAGCGGCAGCAGAACCCGCGAUGGCCAAACACGUCGGCUUUAAACGAAGAAAGCGUACGCUGAAUCUUCCUCUUCUUUUCUCUUCAUCCCUAGCAGUAGCAGUAACAAUACCAGCAGCCAAAGUACAGUAGCAACGACAGCAGCAACAACAACAGCAGUAGCAACAACAGUAGCAGCAUAGCAGCAGCAGCAAUAGCAGCAACAACAGCAAGCAAUAGCAACAAGAAAAAUGGCUGACAACAGCACCGGGGCGGAUCCAGGGGCGGCGUGGCCCGCGCUCAUUUCCCUCAACUUUGAGGGGAUUGCCCAACUUGGGGCCCCUGCGAUAAUAGGGAUCAUAUCCACCUUUGGCUGUUGUUUUGGCCCUUGGACCAGAAGUCUGUCGGGAGCCAUCGGCUCUACCAUGUAAUUUAUAACCCUCCAAAAGAAGCCUGAUAUGACACUGACGUUCGAUUAGUCGCGAUUGGACGGGCUACCACUGUCACUGCCACUGCCACUGCUCCGAUUGCUCCCCCCCCUCCUUAUACCACCG
Messenger RNA from Trichophyton rubrum CBS 118892, 3719 nucleotides. Its product is annotated as catalase A. The transcript is spliced from 2 exons. The record is from RefSeq and is a predicted model, not a curated record. Lineage: Eukaryota; Fungi; Ascomycota; Eurotiomycetes; Onygenales; Arthrodermataceae. Bases 658 to 2535 code for a protein of 625 amino acids. Gene Ontology annotation, biological process: response to oxidative stress; hydrogen peroxide catabolic process. Gene Ontology annotation, molecular function: heme binding; catalase activity. Gene Ontology annotation, cellular component: cytosol.